Chelmon rostratus (copperband butterflyfish) is the source of this 1685-nucleotide messenger RNA. RefSeq lists its product as uncharacterized. The coding region runs from base 6 to 887 and encodes 293 amino acids. Gene Ontology annotation, molecular function: ubiquitin binding. The transcript is spliced from 4 exons. Lineage: Eukaryota; Metazoa; Chordata; Actinopteri; Chaetodontiformes; Chaetodontidae. The record is from RefSeq and is a predicted model, not a curated record.
UUGAAAUGGCUGAACAUCAGUCCAAGUCUAAACUUAAACGAAAGAAGUGCUCUUUUAGCGAAGAUAAGCAUCCGGAAACAUCUUCCAGGGGAACGCUGAACAGGACAGCAGCGUCCUCCAGUGAAGUUGUAGCAGAGCCCGAGAGGUCAGUGUCUCCUGCAGCAGUGUGGUGGAACAGAGAGCAGCUGCCUGCUGUGGAGAGUCUGUGGGCCUUGACACUGAAGUCUGCUCUGCUGUACCAGCACUGUGACCUGGUUCCUGAUCUCCCACAUCCAUCUACAGCGAGACCCACACUAAAGUUGGAUGAACGGUGGUGUGACCUCAGUGAAGAGGUUGCUCCCUUCCCUGAACCCUCCCCACCUUCUCCAAGGACUUCACUGAGUCCAGAUCCUCUCAGGCUCAGCCCCUCCCUGCAGGACCUUUUAGCGCAGACCGAACCAGCACCAGACCCACCUGACAAACAGCUGUCCUCUCAAAGCAAGCAAAGCCAUAAUGGCAAGGCAACAUCUCUUCAAACCCUCCGCAGAAGACCACAGCCUUCCCUCCACAGCUGGGAGGGGGCGGCAUCAUCAGCAGGACCCCCAGGUGUUGGAGGAGAAGAGGAGAGGAAAGCAGGAGAGCAAGGAAAAGAGACGGGAACAGUCAGCCGACAGCUCCUCACAAACCAGGUGAGCGUGUCUGACAGGCAGAAGCAGGCUGAAAAUAAAGAGGAAGUGGAGGCGCAGAGGAGUGCCAGGGGAGGUGGAGAAGCAGCAGGAGGAGGAGGAGGAGGGCUGCAGAGCUGCCCCAUGUGUCUGCUGGUGUUCCCUGCUGGGUUCACCCAGAUGGACUGUGACGGCCACCUGGCCCAGUGUCUGUCAGAGGUGAACGUGGACGUGACCUGGUGAGCCGACAGGAAGCUGGCUGCUGUCCAGGAGCUACGAGCGGCGCAGAUGCCCCACACACACUUCACAGUCAGAUGUGGAGCAGGACUUUCCCAGAGAGCAGCUCAGUAUUCAUGAGGCACUGACACCGUACAGACCUCGAGUCAGUGGGUCAUACCUCAAGGUGAGUAAAUCAGGAUGUUCACCUCUUUGCAGAAAAAACACGUGAGGUGGGAAGAACAUUCCUCUAUCAUGGAAGAAGGUCAGUUGUGAGAGUAAAAUAUAUCAAACCGGCUGAUAGAGACGGGGUUUCUCUUGGACAGCUGUACAGAAUUAUCCACUGACUCAUUUAAAGCCUAAAAACUAACACACAUGACACCUGGCCUGGAUGUUAUCAGCAUUGAGUGGAACUGUUAAAAGAUAUGAUCACAAUUUGUUCUCGUUUGACUAAUUCUGUUGUUGAAAUUAAUGAUUUCAAGCUAAAAAAAGCACAGUGGCUGUGUACAGCUUCCUGAAGUCUUGUUGUCACAGUGAGGUUGUGUCUGCACAGAGGCCAAAAACAAAACCUGUUCUUACAGACCUCAUCUGGCCACCUGAGCUUCGGCCGGAGACGCUGCUCAGACAUGCUGGGUGAAUGGAAACACUGCUGCUUGUCAGUAAUUCCAGCCUCAUUAUUGACUUUCUCUAUGUGCUUGGUAACAUGCGUACCAUAGACAGUCAGAUAGUAAAUGUAUCUGCAUACUAGGGCUGGGCAAAAAAGCUGCAACGUGUAUCAUGAUAAAAUGUUUUGUUUCAGUCGUAUUCAUAAUCAAUCAUUUUUAA